This is a messenger RNA of Trifolium pratense (red clover), 1307 nucleotides long. RefSeq names its product putative nuclease HARBI1. Lineage: Eukaryota; Viridiplantae; Streptophyta; Magnoliopsida; Fabales; Fabaceae. The record is from RefSeq and is a predicted model, not a curated record. The coding region runs from base 1 to 1167 and encodes 388 amino acids. The transcript has 2 exons.
AUGGGGAAUGAUGGAAGCAAAUUUUUGAGUCUUUUAGAUAGUUUUUCUACUAGUAUUAAAGAAAAUUCUAUUAGUUGUUACACAGACGACCAAUUCCGACGACGAUUUAGAAUGCGAAGGCAUGUGUUUCUUCGAAUUGUUGAAGCCCUUGGAAAUCAUGACAACUACUUCCAAACAAGGGUUGACGCAGUUCGUAGAGUAGGCCUUUCACCAUUGCAGAAGUGCACUGCUGCUAUUCGUUUAUUGGCAUAUGGAGUGCCUGCUGAUAAUGUGGAUGACUAUGUUCGAAUUGGCGAAAGUACAACGGUGGAGUGUUUAGAGAGGUUUGUAACUGGAGUGUACACAAUUUUUGGGCCUCAAUACCUAAGAAGGCCUAACAAUGAAGAUACUGAACGCCUACUACGAAUAGGGGAGGCACGUGGCUUUCCAGGUAUGUUAGGUUCCAUUGAUUGUAUGCAUUGGGAAUGGAAAAAUUGUCCAGUGGCGUGGAAAGGGCAAUUUUGUCGAGGAGAUCAUGGCAAACCAACAAUCAUGCUUGAGGCCGUUGCAUCCUAUGACUUGUGGAUUUGGCAUGCUUUUUUUGGUACUCCGGGUUCAAACAAUGACAUCAAUGUUUUAAACACGUCCAACGUGUUUUUCGACAUUUUGGAAGGGGAAGCACCCAUGGUACAAUACUCAGUGAAUUCCACCUCAUAUAAUAUGGGAUACUAUCUAGCGGAUGGAAUUUACCCCGAGUGGUCUACAUUUGUCAAAACCAUCCCAAUGCCACAAGGAGAAAAGAGAAAAUUAUUUGCCAAACGACAAGAAUCAGUAAGAAAGGAUGUGGAACGGGCAUUUGGAGUGCUCCAAUCUCGAUUUGCAAUUGUACGUGGUCCGGCGCGUUCUUGGCACAUGAAUACAAUGAAACAUAUCAUGUAUGCAUGCAUCAUAAUGCAUAACAUGAUUGUCGAAGACGAACGUGACAUACAUGAUGGUAAUUUUGAUUACGAUCAUGUCGAUAAUGACACUCCAUCGGCUAAAGUAUCUCAUGGUCCUCAUCCACUCUUUUUAGAAACAUACAUGCAAAGGCGAGCACAUAUGCGUGAAAAACAAAUUCAUCAUCAACUUCAAGCAGAUUUGGUGGAGCAUAUUUGGGAACACUUCAGGCAUGAGAACAACGAAAAUUAAUUUAUAUAAUUUAUUGUUAUGUAUUUUAUUUUAUUAUGUAUUUCUUAUUGUUGCGUAUUUUUCGUCACUUGCUAGUUAUUGUCGCUAUGUAUUUCUCAUCGUUUAAAAUAAAUUUAUUAUAUUUUUAUGUAUUUAUUAUA